Messenger RNA from Petromyzon marinus (sea lamprey), 646 nucleotides. RefSeq names its product transcription factor HES-4-like. Gene Ontology annotation, molecular function: protein dimerization activity. The record is from RefSeq and is a predicted model, not a curated record. NCBI's taxonomy places the organism in Eukaryota, Metazoa, Chordata, Hyperoartia, Petromyzontiformes, Petromyzontidae.
GUGGGGGGAGAGAUAGUGGGGGGAGAUGGAGUCUGGGAUGAGGCAUCAACAGCAUCAGCGUCCACGUCGGCCAGACUACACGCGGCUCUCUAAGCCAGUGAUCGAGAAGAAGCGAAGAGCGAGAAUUAACCACAGCCUGAGGCAGCUGCAGCAAAUCCUAACAACUCACUUCCAUACACAGCGUCACCGGAAGCGGAAGUUGGAGAAGGCGGACAUCUUGGAGCUGGCGGUGCGACAGUUGCAGGAAGUGGUGCUGCUCACUUCCGCAGCCGUGACGUCGCUCGCGGCGAGCCCCGCGGCGCCCUGCUGCGGCCUAGCGGAUCCCCGGCCUCGCCUGGCCGCUCUGCCCGCCGGGGCGCCACCGAGCCCGGCCAAGGCCGGUGGGUUUUGGCGGCCCUGGUGACGGGCUCUGUCGACCACCGCCACCACCACCACCACCAGCCCCACACCGCCACCACCGCAACGCAGCAGGGUCAACGGCAGUGCAGUACAACAACGUUCCUCCGGCACACCCAGUGGGGAGUGACUUGCUGCAACGCCUGCGAUGGUGAGAUGUUGACUACCUCGCCGGGUAGACAGGAGGUCGUGGGUUCGAUCCCGGACCCUGUGAGAUGUUGACUACCUCGCCUGGUAUACAGGAGGUCCU